AUGGUUAUCAAUCAUUGCUUCAAGAUUGUCAUAUUACCUGUUCUUGCUAUGUUCUUCUCUGUCCUCCCUGUUCUUCAUGGACAUGGAACUCAAAGUGCUGAAAUGCAAGCAUGUGACCUGUGCCCAGAUUGUGAGGAGGACCGCAACCAGGCCGUGAUCGGCGAUAAUGAUGUGAACCAGUGCGUGUAUACAGUGUACAUCAGGACGGGUUCCAUCUGGAAGGGGGGCACGGGCUCGGUGAUCAGCCUCGCCCUCGCCGGAACCAACAGCUCGGGCUUCGCGAUCACGGACAUCAAGUCCUGGGGUGGCAUCAUGGAGGUCGGCCACCACUACUUCGAGAGGGGCAACCUCGACAUUUUCAGCGGCCGGGGACCGUGCCUUGAGACCCCACCGUGCUGGAUGAAUCUGACCUCAGAUGGCACCGGGUCCCACCACGGGUGGUACUGCAACUACGUGGAGGUCACGACCACCGGUCCCCACAUGGGGUGCGCCCAGCAGCUGUUCACCGUCGAGCAGUGGCUCGCCGACGACACCCCGCCCUACCAGCUUUACGCCGCCCGCGACUACUGCUCCCACGCCGAGGAGAAGGCCAAGAUCCGCGAUCGGACGGGCCGGCACGUGAUGCACGAGGCGUGA
Messenger RNA from Elaeis guineensis (African oil palm), 636 nucleotides. Lineage: Eukaryota; Viridiplantae; Streptophyta; Magnoliopsida; Arecales; Arecaceae. The record is from RefSeq and is a predicted model, not a curated record.